CAUGGCGUCUACGACUUGGUGUUGAGGGGCCUACCGGGAACCUCGUCUCUAACCAACUGUAUUUUAUCACGUUCACGACCUACGCCGCAGUCCUUCGACCGACUACUGCCGUCAAUUGGUGUCGCUAUAUUUCCCGACUUGGUCGCGUGUGUUGCGUCUCUCUGGCUAGACCGUAGGGCGCGCUAGCCGGGCGCGCGGGACGUCAGGAGAGCGUGUCGUUGUGUGAAACGGGCAUGGACUGUGCGAAAUACACACGAGAGUACAAGAAAUUUGCUGCCAACGUGCAGAGGGUGUCUGCAGAAAGAGGAGUUCAACUGGAACGACUUCCUCUACUGAAUGGAAUCGAAGUAGAUCUGCUCAAACUGUACAAGUCAGUGUCCGCUCUGGGAGGAUUUGAUAAGGUCAAUUGUUUGAAUCUCUGGAAUGAUGUAGCUGUGUCAAUGGGUUUGCCUCUGGGAACUUGCAAUGUAGAGAUGUCUGUUAGAAUGAUUUACUCGAAAUACUUGUUAGGCUGUGAAUCAGUUGAUGUACUUGGUGAUGAGGAAGAGAUAGAAAUUGCUAAAUUUUUGCCAGACAAUCGUCCGUGGACUCGAAGUAAAUCAGUCAAUCUUACAACUGCUGCACCUCAUAAAGCUGACUUCCACACUGGCCGGAACACCGAAACCAUUACAGGAGAAACUUAUGAUCGACUCAUCUUGGGACUAACAUCAGGCUUUCCAAAUGAAGUUGAUUUUGCAAUAAACACGUGUCUGCUGCUGUCAUAUGAUGAAGAAAAGCCAUUUUUUCUUGCUCAAGUUCCUCAACUAGUACCUCUCCUGCUUGCUCAAAUUGGGGUGUUUACUGCAGAUGCAUCUUCUUAUGAAACUUCUAUCUGUCAACUGCAGCCUGCUCAUCAGAAAACAUACUUUCUGAAAUUUUGGGAGAAAAGCAGACAAAGUUUCCAAGCAGAUAUUUCAACAAGUCUUUCACAUACAUUGUAUAUGAUAGAUAUGUUAGCUAGUUUUCUUGUUUGUGACGCUGUCAAAACAGGCAAUGUCGACAAUGACAAUCUGUUUGCUGAGUGUUGUCAAGACUUACCCGAUAAUGAGUGGAUGCUUUUUCGUACAGUGCAGGUCUUGUCAAUACUGAACAAUCUCUCAUGCACUGAAGACAAUGCAUACCAGCUAUCUCAGUCAAUGCUAUGUUUUCAACUUCUGUUGUGGUGUAUUGAUGGAGACCAUUCAUUUCUGAAACAAUUGGCUGCAUCUUGCUUGGCCAAUGUUGCAGACCAGAUUACAUUGAAGGUUUCUCAGUCUUUUCAGGAUGUUGUCUUUGGGUCACUUGAACACUGUUUAUCAUCAAGCGAUCGUCUGCUUUUACUGAAAGGUCUGGAAGUGUUGGCCAAGCUGUGUACAGUGGAGGACAACAGUGAUAUUCUUUACACCAAUUUGAAGAAAACUGUGUAUGCAAGGCUUUGUGAGUCUCUUCUCCUAGCAGAUGUGGAGGUUCGAAUUGGUGCAUUAGAGGCAUUGUAUCAAUUGACUUGUCUUGGUACUGGGAUGUGCAAUGUGAUCAUUACAUUUCUUGGAUUUGUUGACAUGUUGGGAUCUCUACUAACCUUCCAAAUGUCAAGUGUGGGAAAGGAUAUUGAGUCUAAGACUCUACAGACUGCAAACUGUAGCACAUCAACUGCUCCCGUCGAGAGAAAACUUGUAUCUCUCGGUGAAGCAUCAGAGCCAGUCAGGAAUGCUUCUCAUUCUGAUGUUGUUGCUUGUACACACAUGCACGUGUCUUCUGUGCAAGUUAAAGAUGGCCGUGAAUCUGAAGCAAGAAAAUGGUUGUCAGACUCGUAUGGUGUCGAUCAGCAGGGCUCUCUGUUGUUGGCCAAGAUGUAUUCAGAUUAUAUUAAAUGGAUCUCAGUUGAUAAGAUGGCACAUGGAAUUAACCUUCAGCUCUUUCAUAAACUUGUCAAAUCAGUGUUUCCUAACAGUAAACAGAAGCUGAUAGGCAACGAAAAGAACAUUGUUAUUGUUGGAGUAACCAAUAAACAACUUGUCUGUCAAAGCAAGCCUAAGAAAUCAUCUGCACAAGUCUCUUGCCAACAGGAGGUCACAGCAAAUGUUGUUGAUAAUGCAAUCGUAAAUACCCCGUAUCUCAUAUUAACAACAACUGCUGGAAAUCGUGCACCUGUGUCAUCGAUUACUUCAUCUUCUCCCAGUUUACACGUCUGUUCUGCUAGUGAGGAAAUUUGUUGGCGACCUCUUUAUAAAACAACUGAAUCACAACAGGACUUGCCAGUUUCUGUACAUUUGCAACCACUUGCUUCAUCACACCGUCUGACAUCAUCAGCAGUUGGUUCCACUCAAGAAUUAUUCAGAAACAGUCAUAACAAUCAAUGUCAGGCUGUGACUUCACUUGUAAAUAUAUGUCGAACUCCAGUAAUGACAACUAAUCUAGGCUCUUCAGAGGAAACAGACAAACACAAACAAAGUCUCUCCAAUUUUCAAGUUGCAUCUGUGGUACCAGUAUGUGAAGGGAAAGACACUCAUUGGACUAACGGUGGCUGUGAAACACUGCCUUCUCAAAAGGAAACGCAAUAUCUGCAUUCUAAUAAGCAUUGUGGACUCUUAGCUGCAUCACGAGCUGCAACGCCAAUGCCACCACAUACCUCUUCUGUUUCUGCAGAGAAAGAAGAUUUUGAGCCAUUCACUAAGCAAGCCAAAACUACAGACAAUUACUUACAAACUACUAGUACUUUUGAGACAUCUUCUAGUGAAUCUCAGGGAGCAUCAUACAGUUUGUAUCGUUUGGUGGAGUCAAAGAUUGGAAAUGAUGUUCACUGGACAUGUACAAAUGGCAGAUCGGUCAAUAGCAGGGUGACAAAUGGUGUCGUUUUACCACUGAUAUCAACAAGUAGACUGCAUGUUAUGAACUGCGUGGCAAGUUCAUAUGGAGCAGUUUCUUCAUCUACUAGCACAAGAGAGUUUUCAACACCAAUGACAGAACAGGCUGUGUCAACUUCAAGCAAAGGUGCAGUAGGAAGCAUCAGUGAAGUAAUUACUGACUCUCAUCGCAGUGGUGAGGUGCAUUUUCAGCCUUUUCAUCAACGUGUAAAUCUUGUGCAGUCUGGGAGGUCUGCGAGUAUGGGUACAAAACCAUUACUGUUCACUAUCAAACCAAACACUGCUGUGGAUGUUGUUCCUCUUGUAAAAUUUGUAGCCAGCAAGCAGUUGGAUUUACAGGCAACUGAUGAGGAGAGCCCUCUAACUAAAACUGUUAGACUAACUGCUGCCCUUGUCAUUCGCAACUUGCUUAUUCACUCUCCACUAGCAGCAAGAAAGAUUUUGGUUCUCGAAAGUCUGAUGUUAGAGUUAAGCCAGCAGCAACUGGAGGCUUCCAAUGUUUUAGCUGACUGUCUCUACAAGCUCCAUAAUCAGAAAAAGACUUCACAGUGAAUUCGUUGUCAACUCUAAGCACUAUUUAACUUCACUGUUCUAUCAUAAUUAUAUGAAACUGUUUCAUUUAUUUUUGCAACAUGUUGAAAAAGUUCAAUGCGAUUGUGAAGAUUUAAUAAAUUAUAACUGUCCUCCACCCAUUCCAUGUUAUUCUUA
Corticium candelabrum is the source of this 3590-nucleotide messenger RNA. RefSeq names its product AT-rich interactive domain-containing protein 2-like. Gene Ontology annotation, cellular component: SWI/SNF superfamily-type complex. The transcript has 22 exons. The record is from RefSeq and is a predicted model, not a curated record. Gene Ontology annotation, molecular function: DNA binding. Bases 234 to 3434 code for a protein of 1066 amino acids. NCBI's taxonomy places the organism in Eukaryota, Metazoa, Porifera, Homoscleromorpha, Homosclerophorida, Plakinidae.